GCUUACAACACGUCGACAACGUUCUGAAAAAGCAACGAACACUUCAUCAUAACACACAUACCCUCUCACCGUUACUUACCUCUCUCUCUCUCUCUCUCUCCUUUGUGGUUCACAUUCAUUUCUACAACGCUUUUGUAUUCCUCUGUUGUUGUGUGCAUUUUCAUGAUGGCGCUGCCGAAGCUCUUCCUUCUCUUAACGCUUUUUUCCUUAGCCCUAUUCUUCUCACGCCUCGUGGCUGAGUCCGAAGCUGGACCACCAGAAGUAGCGCCACUCGAUGCUUCUGAUUCGGUUUUCGAAAUCGAGUUGGAUCGGCUCAAGUCCAAGAUCCAAACUCUUGAAUCUAAAGUCAGUGAAAAAUCCAUGGAAGUGAAGAUGAAGGAUGAAGUUAUAGCAGAAAGGGAAAAAAUCAUUCAAGAUCGGCUUAGUACAAUUGAUUCCUUGCAGAAUGAGAUUGCUUCUCUUGAGAAAAAAGGGGCAUUGGAUGCUGAGGAGCAGGUUGGAAAGGCUCAUGCACGUGCUGGUGAACUACAAACACAGGUGGACAAGCUUAAAGGGGAACUAGAUAAACAGAACAAGGAGAAAGUGGCUUUGGAAGCCCGUAUAACUGAAGCAGAGAAAAAGAUUCAUGACUUAAACUCAAAGAAAGAGGAUCUUGAAAGGAUAAAUGACAAGCAAAAGACAAAAAUUCGUAAAACUGAAAGUGCUGUUAAGGCUGCAGAGGAAGAAAUGUUGAAGGCGAAGUUUGAGGCAACAUCCAGAACAAAAGAGCUAAUUGAGGUUCAUGAUGCUUGGCUUCCACCUUGGCUUGCUGUACAUUUCAUCCGCAGUAAGACUUUCAUUGAGGCUCAUUGGAAUGAACAUGGAAAACCUGCUUUUGAGGUGAUUACUCAGAAGGCCUUGGAGAAAAAGGCACAAGCUGGAAAGUGGGCUGAACCUCAUCUGGAAACAAUUAAAAUUAAAUGGAUACCGGCUGUAAAAGAGCAGUGGCUAGUGGCAAAAAGAAGUGCUGAACCUCAACUGCAAUUUUUUACUGCAAAAACUGUUGAGGUUUAUGAGGCAUCAAAAAAUGCAAUUGCUCCUCACUUAAACAAGGCACAAGAAUUUGUAGAUCCUUAUUAUCAGGAGGCUAAGAAGUUUAGCAAGCCAUACAUUGAUCAGGUUGCAGUUGCAGCUAGACCUCAUCUAGAUAAAGUACAGGUGGCUUUGAAGCCCUACACAAAGAAGGUUGUUCAUUCUUAUGGGAAGUUCUUAGAAUCAGCCGCUAUAUAUCAUCGUCAGCAAAAAGGUGAAGAAACCUGAUCAGAAUGGGAACACCCACCGUGCAUGACGUAAAGCUAAACGACGGCAUCCAGACAAGUAGAUAGCAUGCAGUUGGUUCCUGCUUGAUUUUUCGCAUGAUGUAUAUAGGUAUCCUUUUCUAUCGUUGGCUCAGGAUAGCUUUAUGCAUGUGAUGUUUUCAUCUUCUGUUAUUUUAUGUGGCAUGUGUCAUGAGUCAUGCCUUGAUUUCUUUGACAUUGGCCCUAUGUUACGCAUCUUCAUGUACUUCUCUGGUAGGAUUUACGUUGCAAAUGUUAAUAGAGUAAGCACCUUUGUCAUCAUGGAUUGUUUCCGAUCUUUAGCUGUCAAAUGUGCCGUUCAUUGAGUACUGAACUGAACAUCCUCAAUGUUCUUAUUUGAUCUUAAAAAUGCAUAAACCCUGAUUAGUUAAACAUUUUUCUCAGGGAACGGAAAAAGGGAGCUCUAAUUCACUAUGGGAAGAAUAUUCUUUAAGCUGAGAAGCUGGCUCCCUUUGCAAUCUUAGCCUUGCUUAAAGAUUCCAUCACCAAAAUGCAGCCUUUUGGUCUGCAAGAGUUAAGAUUCCCCCUGUCAUGUAUAGACUUAUAGCGUAGCCUUUAAGAAUGUGUUUAUCACUGUAUCACAUUUUCUCACUCUGUUACCAUGAUGUGGUGUUCAACUGUCCAAACCUUUAAUACUAUGCUAGCACCUGAGUAGGUCUUAAUCU
Abrus precatorius (Indian licorice) is the source of this 2002-nucleotide messenger RNA. RefSeq lists its product as uncharacterized. The transcript is spliced from 12 exons. The record is from RefSeq and is a predicted model, not a curated record. Lineage: Eukaryota; Viridiplantae; Streptophyta; Magnoliopsida; Fabales; Fabaceae. Bases 163 to 1299 code for a protein of 378 amino acids.